Messenger RNA from Oppiella nova, 456 nucleotides. The record is from the annotation of a GenBank genome assembly. Lineage: Eukaryota; Metazoa; Arthropoda; Arachnida; Sarcoptiformes; Oppiidae.
AUGAAUACCACUAAACAAGAUAGGCUUUGGACACAACUACUCGAAUGGAGGGACAAGAGGGUUAUGGCUAUCAAUGAGAUACUUAACAACAUUAAAGUAAGUGUAUUGAGUUUUACGGCCUUUACAUUCAGCUCCGACCAGAAUAUUCUUGACGCAAAUAAGGCAAACUCUUUGGUGGCAGUCGUGGGUCAGGUCGGGGCCGGAAAGUCAUCCCUACUGUCGGCAAUAUUGGGAGAUAUGGAGAAAAGUAGUGGUGAAGUAAAUAUCAGUGGAACUGUAGCCUAUGUCUCACAACAGGCAUGGAUUCAAAACACUACUCUCAGACAGAAUAUUCUGUUUGUUAAUGAAUAUAAUGAGAGAUUCUAUGAGAAAGUGUUGGAUUCGUGUGCUUUGAGACCCGAUUUGGAGAUCCUUUCGGCGAAAGAUAUGACAGAAAUCGGCGAAAAGGGAAUCAAU